AUGUCCCACUAUGAGCAGCGGGAGGGGAAGCCGCCUGUUAAAACCUCUCCUAAAGGCUUCACCACUUCUCCGCGCUACUGCUGCAACAAAGGGAGGUCACCUGUAACGUGUCUUUCUCCAGGGCCAGCCCUGGCUGUCCAGGCCCCAGUGGUGCUUCCCGAGGCAGCAGAGGACGCUGGUGAGAGCGGGGAGGUGCCCAGUUUCUUGGAGAGUGUCCUGUGGAUGGCUGCCCCCAAGAAGAGGCGCUCCAUCGAGGUGAACCGCUGCAGGCGCAGGGAUCACAGGAAGCUCAUAAAAGUGAAGAGAAACAUAGAUGUUUGCCCUGAAUGCGGACACUUGAAACUGAAGCACGCCCUCUGUGGCUAUUGCUAUGCAAAAGUUAAAGCAGAAACUCAACAGAUACGUCGUGAAAUACAAAAAAAGGAAGGAGGACCGUUUAAAGCUCCCACAGUAGAAACUGUAGUGCUCUACGAUGGAGAACAGCCCACAGAGAAAGAUGAAGGCAAGCGGAUCAUUGAAAGAGCCAGGAAGCGCCCAUCCUGGUUUAUUCAAAAUUGAGGCUAUAGAACCAAUAUAAACCAAAACAGUUGCUACGGCAAGAAAGAUGGUGCUUUUGCAGACCAUUUU
Messenger RNA from Tinamus guttatus (white-throated tinamou), 627 nucleotides. The record is from RefSeq and is a predicted model, not a curated record. Lineage: Eukaryota; Metazoa; Chordata; Aves; Tinamiformes; Tinamidae.